Molecule: messenger RNA, 1245 nt
Organism: Sphenostylis stenocarpa
Lineage: Eukaryota; Viridiplantae; Streptophyta; Magnoliopsida; Fabales; Fabaceae
Source: the annotation of a GenBank genome assembly
AUGAUUCAAUUUAACUCUCUUCAAAAUCAGAUUGUUUCAAUGCUGAAACUGGGAAGUGAGGAAUUUAUGCAGAAAGUACUCAACAACAGAAGAUGGACAUUGCCAAGUCCUGAAACGAAAAUUCACCAAAUAGUACACACACGAGGCCCUAAUUUCCUGUUGAACACCCACCCACCUUUUGGUGAUGUCAAUCGCGUGAGUAAAGAAAGGGAUUACUUCUAUGUCGUUCGGGAUGAUUUGUUGCACCCACUUGUUAAUGGCAACAAAGCAAGAAAACUCGAUGGACUACUUCCUCUGCUUCAGCAUUAUUCUGUCAGUGAUGUGGUUACAUGUGGAGGUUGUCAGAGUGCUCACACAGCUGCCAUUGCGGUUCUGUGUGCUGAGAGAGGAAUUGUGUCACAUCUGCUUCUACGAGGAGAGCAGCCUGAAAUCUUGACUGGCUAUAACUUGAUGUCUACUAUGUAUGGAAAUGUCAUAUAUGUUCCAAGAACUAUUUAUGCCAACAGGGAAGAGAUGCUGAAGAGCUAUGCCAAGUCCGUGGCUGGUAACGAUGGUUCUGUCCUGUGGUUCGGUGAUAUCAUUGAAGCUUCUUCAGCAACUGAAUUGUCUACUUCUCCAAAUUUCAUGCAAAUGGAUGUAAGUAGAAGUGAGGGAAACCAUCACCGAAACAUUUUAGUUAUCAAUGAAGGUGCUGGUGAUUCUGUUGCUCUACUAGGUGUUAUUCGCUUAGUACAAUACUUAUCACAGAACCAUUUACUUGGCAAAGAAAGACCCAUGAAAUUUGUUGUAGAUGCUGGUACUGGCACAACAGCUGUUGGCUUAGGGCUUGCAGCCCAUUGCUUGGGACUCCCAUGGGAGGUAUAUGCUGUCAUUCUGGCUGACAAAAUUGAAGGGUACAGAAAACAGGAAGCGCAUUUAAUUUCUGAAUUCAAGAAGCAUUUUAACAUUGAGUUUAUUGACCAAAAUGUAAAUAGAGAAGAUGCAGGGAUUGUGAAUUGGGUGGAACGUGGCCGUCCAAGAAAAUUUGGUAAUGUUUUGGAGGGGGAAGUGGAAACAUGUCAGCAAAUUGCCCAACAAACUGGAAUUUUGGUGGAUCCUGUGUAUACAUUAGCUGCUUGGGAAACAGCGAUGCUUCUCUCCAGCAGCGAUGCUGAAGAAGGGCCAGAAGUGGUGUUGCUUCACACUGGAGGCACGUUGGGAAUGUUUGGACUGGCACAGAGAGAAACAGAAGAAUGCAGGAGGUAG